Molecule: messenger RNA, 1106 nt
Organism: Meloidogyne enterolobii
Lineage: Eukaryota; Metazoa; Nematoda; Chromadorea; Rhabditida; Meloidogynidae
Source: the annotation of a GenBank genome assembly
UUAUAAUUUCUAAUGCAAAUUUUUUAAAGAGUGGACUUGCUUCUCUUUUGAAGCCAACAUCUCUUCUAUCCACUAGAUUUCAUUCUAUUACUAUAGAAAUGAACAAGCUUAACAAAGAUGGACAUUUUGGCAAUUUUCAUUUAAAUCUUAUUUCAAAAACUGUUUAUAAUUAUCAAUCUUUUAAAGAAUUUACUCUUCAAAAUUUGUUUAAUUCUAAAUUAUUUUUGCAUUGCCCUGUCUCCAUUCAAAGUCAGCUUUUAAUUAAAAAGUCCAAAUAUUUUGAUGUAAUUCUUCCAAGUUUUGUCAUCACUCAAACUUCACAAAAUUCUGAUUUAGUGGUUAUUGACUUAAACAAUAAUUCGUCUUUUAAUUUAAAUAAAUUUCGUUUUUUGGCAAAGGUUGACAAUACGCAGCACUAUACACAUUCCCCAACAAUUUCAUUACAUUCAUUCUUGAAGAGUGUCAGUCAAGUUGGUGGCCGUAUCUGUAUUCAAAUAAAUAAUCCAUUUCAACAUUCAUUCAACGCUCGAUUUAUGCAAAUGAUUCCCUGGCAAAUACGUGUAUUUCUACAUACUUUGACAUUUGUUUGUUCAAAUAAAUCGAAAGAGUCUAUGGAUUUCUUUGGCGAAUACACGCUUGCAAGGGAUGGAGUGAGGCCUUUACUUAUUGAAUUGGAUAUUCUUUUACCGGCAAAUUCCAAAUGUAAAAUUGAAUUUGAAUUCGAAGCAGCAUUUUUAAAAAUAUCUGAAUUUCCUCCAGAUGCUAAUAGUGGUAUUCAUGUUCCUGGCGCUGUUCUUUCAAUUUCACAGAAUGAUUCAACAAAUUUGUCUAUGUUUAGUACAUUUACAAACAAAUCAGCAAAUCAAAAAAUAUUUGGCGAGCCGUUACUUAUUCUUCUCCCUGUGCCUGAUUUUAGUAUGCCAUUUAAUGUAAUUUGUUUUGUUUGUUCAACAAUUGCUAUUUUUUAUGGAAAUAUAUUUGCUUUGAGUACAAAAUUAAUGAAACUUUUCCCUAAAGAAGAAAAAUUGUUAGAAAAUGAACAGGAAUCUACGCUAACAAUUAAACAAAAAAUAAUUAAACGUUUUUUAAAUUUAUUUUCUCGUUAA